UCAUCAACCGAGGGAUAGUGAAAUGCUGCAUGUUAAAAAAGGGGACUUUGUAUUAUUCAUUUGAAUGGUCAUAAACUGUACAACACAAGCGGAAAAGAAUGCCGCUGAACGUUUUUGGGGCUGUGCAAUAAAUUAUGUCGGUGAAUGUAGCCCCAUCACAGGCCCCUGAGCCUGUGUAGGGAUGUAUUUUGGAGUGGACAGUGAUUGAAGUAUGAUGUUUUAUUUUAUUUAUUUAAACAAUUUUUAGUUAACGUGUUUUAUUUUGUUUGAAGUCGUUUUACCCCUUUCCCGGAAUGUUUUUUUGUUGUUUCUUGUUCAAUGCCUCGUCCAGCUGCCGGCGGUAAUGGAUCAUUAACAUUGGAUGCCAACCGCUGUUAAACCCCAUCGAAGAAGAAGUACCACAGUGCAUUGCUUUACCAGCUACUUCCUAAAUACUGAUGGCCACCGUGUUUACAUCCAAAUUAGUUGAGAUAAAAUAAUAUCCAUCUGUCAAGGUAGCUAGAUGACAUUUUGUCGACAUAGCUCAUCCUUUUAGCUUGAUUUCCUUAUGCAGUUUGUAAGUUGCUGAAGGUUGUCCGCUCGCAAUUCUCGUUUUACACGCAGCAGCACUAACUUGAGCUAGACCGUUAACUAACGUUGGCUAGCAUUAGCAAGCUACUGCACUGUAGCUAGCCAGGUAUUUGUGCCUUGAUUGGCGCAUUAUAUUUCACUUUAGUAUUUGGUGGCAGUAAGUCAGGUAGCUAGUAUCGAUUACGGACAGGUAAUGUUAGCUUGCUUGCCUCAAACCACAGGCAAAUAGCUAGUCAUAACAACAGCUAGCUAACUUGACUUGCUAACGUGGCUAGCCACACAGCUGAAUAUUUCCACAAUGUGAGUUGUCUAUUGCCUUGCGCAUUAUCAGCAAGUGUUUAUUUUUUGUAUAUAUAUAUAUUUUUUUUACAAUUCGAAGAUGUACACCUUAUUAUCUGGUCUGUACAAAUACGCGUUCCAGAAGGACGAAUACUGCAUCUUGAUCCUAGGACUUGACAAUGCAGGAAAAACCACCUUUUUGGAACAGACCAAGACCAAGUUCAGUAAGAACUACAAGGGAAUGAAUUUGUCCAAGAUCACCACUACAGUUGGACUUAACAUCGGCACAAUCGAUGUGGGCAAAGCUCGUCUAAUGUUCUGGGACCUUGGUGGUCAAGAGGAGCUUCAGUCGCUAUGGGACAAAUACUACGCCGAGUCCCACGGUGUGAUCUAUGUUAUAGACUCCACCGAUGAGGAGCGACUAGCAGAAUCAAAAGAGGCAUUUGAGAAAAUGAUCAGCAGUGAGGUGUUGGAAGGUGUGCCUCUCCUGGUGCUCGCCAACAAGCAGGAUGUGGAGGGGAUGGUAUUAGGUGCCAGGCGCAGCGGUUUGUGUCAAGGACUGCAUCGCUGCGGAGUUUUUCAUGCUCUACAGUUUCCCAACUGUAUGUCUGUGCCGGACAUCAAAACCGCUUUUAGCGACUGCGCUCCAAAGAUCGGUAAACGAGAUUGCCUGGUGCAGCCUUGCACAGCCCUAACAGGGCAGGGGGUUAACGAAGGCAUCGAGUGGAUGGUGAAGUGCGUCAUCAGAAACAUUCACCGGCCACCGAGACUGAAGGACAUCACAUAGAGCAAGCCAUGGCUUCCCCACUAGGGCUCUCGAAACCGGGUCCUAUUCAUUAGGCACCAAAUGGUAGAAAAUGUACUGAAACAAGAAGGGACUACUUAGACUGCCAGUCCGAUAAAAAUCAUUUUCAGUUGAAAUAUGCUUUAAAAGAUUUUUCUACGUUCUGCCCUGUUGAAUACGACCGAGGCGCCCGUUUUGCUACAGUGUGACUUUCAGAAAACGAGAUGGAUUCUAUCCAUGCCCUGGCAAUGAACUUCUCUCUCUCUCUCAUCCUAUUUGAGUGGGUGCUGUGAACUCAAGUCUAUUUUUCAGAUACAGCUUAGCAUCAGGGGUAAACAAUUGGGAAACUAUUGAUUAUUAUAUGUUAUUUGGAUAUGUACUCUGAUUUGGGUGAAAUGCUUUUUGAGGCAUUCUGAUCUAAGCAUAACUGUCAAGUCGAUAAAGUUUUUCUGGCUCAAGUACCUCCGUUUCCCUUCGGUAGUAUAAUCUGUCUUCAUGAAGCGUCCCAGAGUAGUGUGCUGAUCUAGUAUCAACUUUUCCUUUUAGAUCAUAUGAAUCAAAUUGAUAUGGAUUAUUUUACUUUUCAUCCCAAUGCUUGAGUUUUUUUUUUUUUAAGUAAGAGGAUGAACCUUGGCACAACCUUGAGUUAUUUAUAUUAUGCAAAGAUGCUACAUGUAAUGGAAUUGUACAGAGGGUCAACGAUAUACAAAUGACUUCCCUUUCAUUGACAGGAACUGUUUAAAUACUAGUUUUAUAGUUUGAAAUUGCGUGUCUGUGUGUGGUGUAUGUGUACAGUCGAGUCCCAAAUGGAACACUAUUCCCUAUUUAGGGAAUAUAUGUGUCCCCAGCGGCAUCCUCCCUCUUUUUACUCUGUCUAACCUGGUGACGUAUGCAAAGUAUCUCCAAUGAUCAGGCUGAAAGCCUAUUUGAAUGACAUUAUGAAGAUGUAAUAAACAGUUGACACUUUU
Molecule: messenger RNA, 2601 nt
Organism: Oncorhynchus tshawytscha (Chinook salmon)
Lineage: Eukaryota; Metazoa; Chordata; Actinopteri; Salmoniformes; Salmonidae
Product: ADP-ribosylation factor-related protein 1
Exons: 8
Coding region: 950-1636 (228 amino acids)
Biological process (GO): Golgi to plasma membrane protein transport; intracellular protein transport; protein localization to organelle
Cellular component (GO): Golgi apparatus
Molecular function (GO): GTP binding; GTPase activity
Source: RefSeq, a predicted model, not a curated record